AUGGAUACUGUGAACGGUGAUGUCAAGUUGAGCACACAGCCCAAUAAUUUCAACCACAUUUAUUUGCAUUCUUUACCAGCUUUAGAUGGUGAUCUUUGCACUACAAUACCUGACCCGGAAACCCCCACCGUCUCGCGUUUACGAAAACUUGGAAAGGGGCUUAUCAAGCACCCUGAGCAGACAUUUCCACGGCGCCAUUCCUUAAGUCACACCUUCCAAGACAUUCCCACUAUAACUGAUGGCAAGCUGAAUCCCACAUCUAGCAGAAGGAAUUCCAUUCUAAGAGUCAGUGAAUUUGAGGAUUUUUCUUCUCCAAUUACCUGUCUACCAACCCCUUUCAACGCUAAGAAGCCCUUGUCGCAGGUUCGGCGACCCAUGCGAAAGCCUAAGGCAAAUAAAUUUGUUGAUGAGACGCUCGAAACUAGUGAAUGCCCUACCCCCACGAGAACCGUGAAGGAGUGUGACGGGUCUGCAAUUCUUUUAAAAACGGAAAGGCAUCAAUCUCAGUCCCAAGUCGCCCACUCCAGUCGUGGCUGGCGGCGUCCCUCCGUUUCAAUGAAUAAUUUGAACGUCGUAAAGGGAGGUUUAGCCUCUAUGACUCCCACUUCUUCCUUUCGGACCCGACGCUUGUCGGUGUUUACGAACACCCCGGUGGCUGCCACAUUGUCAAGCAGCCCACUCUCUGUAGCUUUGGGGACAUCUCAACGGAAGGUUUUCACUUUUCCCAAAAGUCACUCCUCAAUUUCCUCUGAAAUGUCUCAUAGACUCGAUGAUGCAAGAUCGAAUCAACCAAGCACGCCGACCCAACGGUUAAUUAGGGUACAAAGUAAGAUCAAUAUGACCUCUGAAAUAAUGGACGAAGUAAAGCGACAUAGCCGAGUUUCCUCUUACGUGCGCACAGAUCAGGAGCGCUACAGGGAGAUCCUUGAGCGGGAACAGUCCAAACUAAUUUUGUUACUUGGCCGAAAGUUCAACUUGGAAAGAAGUAUAGAGGUGGUUUUAGACACUUUCGAAAAAGAGAUGGCCCACAAGGCGAACACAUCCCGAGAGCACACGAGCGAGAAAAGUAGUGCGUUAUCAUCAGUUUCCAGACGAUACAGCACAGCAAAAGGCACCACCAACCGACACAGACCCAGCAUUUACCUCUAUCGAGCUGAGGAGAUCCGAAAGCUGAAUCAACUUAACAAUGAUUUCCUUUCAAACUUGGUGCGGGAUGACUUUAAUGUGAAAGCUAUAAAUCAUUUAAUUGAGGCAUUGGAGUCACAGUUGCGCGAGGUGUGUGAACGUACUGGUGUAAAUAUGCCUGAUAGGGUGUUCCUAACCACGGAAAGAGGCAAUCCCAUUCGUAAUGCCACGUCAAAUUUGAAUGACAUCCGGUGGCAGAUUGAGAGCAUGGACCUUGGCCUCAACACGGAUGUUGACCUACCGAAUGACUUGUCUUCUAUGUGCCCUACAGACCACUUAUUAAGUGUUGACGACUCCCAAUCAGCCAAGCGUGGCUCCCCUCGCCCAGAGCACACGUCCGAUCAUUGCCGAAACUUCUCAGAGACUAAACCAUACCUGAAUCUCCCCAAACACAUGAAGAUCAGUGGUGACUUAGCUAUUGGCACCCCUGCCACACUGAAUCAUUCACCGCCGGUGGACGGAGACAUCGACAGGGAGGCCGAAUCUAUGCAGUUUGCACGAACCCCUGAACCUAGUGUGGUGGGCUUUUCGCUUUUGGAGGACUCGAUUUUACACGACACAGCUGGUGUUGGGUCUCUGAAACUUCUGGGCUUUAUGUUUGACGCCAUCGCUGCGGCACAGGUCGCGGAUUCUUUCAGGCGUCGAGGGUCGCUUUUUCCACUCGCAGAGGAUACACGGAAAACUUCUGGGAGCGACGACUCCCAAGCAAAGCCUCAGGCGCUGGCCCCAUGCCCACAGCCAACCAACUCGCCACAUGAAGCAUCUGACGUAUCAAAUUUCAAGAUUCUUCCUUUUAAAGGCUCAGAGCUGGUAACUCCGCAUGACAUCAAUGUCGACGCACAAACAGGGGUGAUGACCACAAACCAGCAUUCGAGUUCCCCUGGCGUUGAGGAAUGGAAGCAGAGUACCAACCUUGAAGAUACUGCAACUCCCUUGUAUUUCAAUCAAUCUUCAAAUUCUGAUGACAAAAUUCGGUGCAACUCCGCUCUGAGUUUCGAGGAAAUUACAACUGCGCAUUCAGAGAGUGUAGUCGUACAAACCGCCACCCAUGCGGCUACGCUACGACCAAACCUGAUUCCUGAUCUGAAGCGGCUCUAUAAGGAGUACGAUUACCAUCAAUUAAUUGAAGAACGCCGUCAAAUCCAAAAAGCACUUGCCGCUGGUCGUUUAGGCAGUGGAGAUGCUUACAUCGCCGUGUUGAAUGAAAAAAUUCGGAGAGCAAAGAUGCUUGCGUUGGAAAAUCAAAAGGAAAUGGAGGAUAAAUCGGAGAGUUUAUCGAAAAUGCUUAAUCUUAUGGUUGGUACAGGUGCUGCAUCCUCUGCGCAUUGUUAUCCUACCAGCUCUCGGGAACACAAUCAUCAGCCCAGCUCAUAUGGUGCUUCGCAAUUUAGCACCCCGGAUGCGCAAAUGCGAAAUUCAGAUAAUUAUUUAGAAAACGAAAAUAUUAAUCAAGAAUCGUCACCGCUAGAUGCUGAAGAAGCGGAAAAUGAAAGAAUGCUAACUUCUACUGAAGUUGCUGCACUGGACGAGCAUAGUGAACCCCAAUCGAUCGUAUCGAGCAAGAGGAUGUCGCUCCACUCUUCAACAAAAUUAACGCCGCUUCAGGAUCAGGAAGAGGUCCUCUUAUCCGCACGGACUCCUUUUGGCCUGCUCUUCACAGUAACGAGGAAACUCCCACUUGACGACGCACCACCCAUUGGCAAAAGACUUAAGAAGAAAAAGAAGGCGAGCACCCACAAUAAACCUAAGCGAAGUUUCAAUGCUAAAACUACAGAAAAUUCUACUAGUUUUCUGUGUGUUCGCGUCCGAAAUGAAAAUUCAAGCUCUCCCUGUGAAGCUUCUAUGCAAUUAAUUGCUGAAAAAUUGGUGAACCUUAGGUUGAUCUCAGCAGAUGGUAUCAGUUCACAGCAUUCCGAUGAGCACAUCAAAGUGAUGCUUGAGCCGGGCGAAAUGAAAACCCUUGCGUGCUUAGACCUAAUUGAUAAAAGCAAGCGUGUCCACUUCAACGAUGCGCUAGUUUUUAGUGGUGCUGUAGUGUCUGGCUUUGAUAAGUUUAAUUCACUGUAUCCUCUCUCGCCACGACAGAAUUCGGAUAGCUUCUCUAUUUUUUCUGCUGAUCUACAAGAUCCUUUGAGUGAUCUCAAAGCGAAAUUAGAGUGUGAUAAGAGUAAUCAACAAUGCUUGUCCAGUGAAAAAAAGAUGCCGAAAACAGCAAAAGCGCGACGAAACUCCUCCAAAUCGGCUGCACCGCACAAGCAGGAAGUUUCCAAGCCAUCUUUGAAGUCUACAAUAGACACCAAGGAAAGUAUUAAACCCUUUGUCACUGUCGUGCCCUCGAAAGAGGGCACUACUAUCGAUCCUAUCGCCAAUUCAGAAAAGCUUUCACCUCGAAUGAAGAGGUUAAGUGAUGGAAAGGUUGAAUUCGAAGCACUAGACGGUGUGUCUGCUGAUAAGGGUAUUGUUGAUGACCUUCUGCAGCCACGUGAGGUCGUCGAUUGGGGCACCUCACAUGAAGAUCCGGAAAAGGAGGCUAUAGAAAAAAAUAUGAUUCUUCUUUCUAUUAUGCAGACUCAGGCAGCAUCCGAAGCGACUCAGGGCUUUUCUACCGAGAGUGAGCUUCAUGUGCCGAAUAGUGCCGCAGAUGUGCUGCAGCGCAUGUUGCUCUCUGAAAAGGACCCAUUGAAAGAUUUGCAAGCUGCGGAGAGUAUAGUGGCUGGCAUAGUGCAGCGCAUCGCAGAGGACGUGAGGGCUGAGGAAGCUGAGGGGUUUUCUGGACUGGAAAUUACUCAAGAUAAGGUGCCCGAUACCUUUUCACACGAGGAGGGUAUGCCCCAGCACAAGAGACAAUCUAAUGAUGUUUAUACGUCGCAGGUGGCUCAAGCUCCUUAUGGCAAGCGUGGGGAUCCACAUGUGAAUGAUCCUCUGAUUGAUUCUUCUCAGUUACCGUCAUCCUUGACACACAGCAAUCGAUUAACAUCCUCAACGUUACCUCCGAUAACUGCGACCUAUGGAAGGGAGGCCUAUGAAGAAGAGAUCUAUGCUGAGCAUCAUGGGUCACCGGAUUUAGUUGCGGUGAACGAUUCUUCAUCUGAACGAAUAAGUAACGCCUCAGGAAGGGUCUCGUUGCCUUUGCUCGAGGGUGAAACGCUUCCGGCCUUGAAUGAUACGAUUGCCUUCUCAUAUGAUACCAAGACUGAGGUAAAUCGCUACGCACAGGAGAAAGAGGGUCUGAGGCCCCUCGAGGGUUCUGUACAUUCUUCCAAACACGGGGUUACGAAGAAAUUUGCUCAGAAAACAAAAAACAGCGUGUGGCCUCGCCCAUUUCAGAAGGAAGUGGCUAAAAGGGACCGCAGUAGCGUUGGACAGCAGCUUUAUGUUUUCAACAAGGACUUAAGUGAUGAUGAGAUGCAGCAACAGCUCGCCGCUGCACUGAAGGAAAUUGCACAAAAUGCACCGGAUGCUUUUGUUUCAAGAUCAGAGGCCACUGGAAAUCUUACUGUUUUCAUGCCGUCCAAUUUAGUCAGCGAGUCCACUCAACUAUCUAAGUUAUUGGUGCACGACCAAGAGUCUAAACGUGUGAAUGGCUUUAGUAGCUCCACUAGGGAUACAGAAGCUCCUGGUCGAAUCCAUGCGGUUGCACAUAGUUCCAAUAAAUCUCCAGAGCGGAUGACGGAAUCAAAUACAAGUUUGGGUGUAAGUACAGGUGCAACUGAUUGCUCUACGUAUGUUGCCAAUGUUCUCAAUAUGGCGAAGGUGUCCACUUUGACAGAGCACCGAAUCAGUAGCGAGACUAUCAGAGGGGCCAUGGAUAUAACUGCGAAUGACGUUCUAACCUUCAACGAUGGCAACCAAUUUCUGGAGUCUACGACGACGAUGGAAAAUUUGGAGGAGGAGACGCGUCUACUCUAUAUGCAGGACCCUGUCCGAUACAACGCGGUAGUGGACGAGUUUAUGGGACUCGUUACAUCAGAGUUGCGUCAGUCCCUCGAGCGGCCUGGCACUGAAGGUAACAAGGACACCCGGAUAGAUGGGUUUCUCACGGAUACGAUGAAAGAUUUGAUCAGGAAGUUUAUGAGGCAAAAACUCCCCGGGACUGAUACGGUGCCUGCAGCACCCCCGGAUAAAUCGUUACCUCCUGACUCACUACCGUCUUUUCAAAGUACUUUACCUCAGACGAGCAGGCGAACUUCAGUGGCAAAUCGUAGUAUUGUCGAGGGACAACGUAGUUGCGUACAGAUAGUCAAUCUCGUUCCGGAUUUACCGUUAUCGCACCGGGAGGAAGGGCGUCCCCUAUCUUCCGCACAUAGUAGAAUGCGUGACGGUUUGAUAAAGUAUGAUGAUAGUAUCACAGGUGCACCUGAUGACGGUCUCGUUAAACUGCCGUCGGUAGCAUCCCUUCCCAAGGACGAGCCAAGGACAGAGUUUUUAGAGAAUAAUAUUGAGUCUUCUACAAAGGCUCACACAAUGGGUGAUAGUGCCAACGAGAUUAAGCACUUGCUCUACGAGCAGUUUAAGGCAAAGCUUAUUCUUUCUAUCUUUGUCAGUUACACGCGCCGGAUGUGGGCAUUGAAGCAGAAGGAAAGUCGUAAUCAGGCUGUCGAGAUGAUCACGAAAACGAUCUCUCGUACCGCGAAAGUUGCAUGGGAGUUCGAGAAGCACCGUGUCUUGCAGCUCAAAAAACUCAUCCAUAUCCUCGAUCGACAGACAGGUCGUCAGAGAGGCUGGAUUCCAUACUACACGGACCGGAACGUUUUGGUGAUGCAAGGGGCCAACACGCCAUGCCCGCGGUAUGCCCAUUAUGAGGAGCAACGCCGACUACGCCGGGCGAUGUGGCUCGCCCGCCGCGGCAAGAUUCUUCCCCUGCGCCUGGUGCACCAAGAUAUCGCACGGAGCUGGAACAAGCAUCUCCUCCUGGGGUACUCUAAAUACGUCAUCGAUGACAAGCACUUUGAAGAAACCAGGAAUCGGAGAGUGGGUGGCCGGUACAUCCCAAUACAUUUUUAUCAUAUGCGCACGCCAGGAGAACGGGCACGUUACAUGCGCCGUGCACGCUUCGGUGCUGCCUUUCAAUCUGUAUCGAAAAGGUUUUCACCACGAAUUUUCCGAGAGAAGGAACUUCCUCUCGCACUUCACUAG
Molecule: messenger RNA, 6321 nt
Organism: Phytomonas sp. EM1
Lineage: Eukaryota; Euglenozoa; Kinetoplastea; Trypanosomatida; Trypanosomatidae
Source: the annotation of a GenBank genome assembly